Messenger RNA from Salvia splendens (bonfire salvia), 480 nucleotides. RefSeq lists its product as uncharacterized. The transcript is spliced from 2 exons. Gene Ontology annotation, molecular function: zinc ion binding. The record is from RefSeq and is a predicted model, not a curated record. The coding region runs from base 1 to 480 and encodes 159 amino acids. NCBI's taxonomy places the organism in Eukaryota, Viridiplantae, Streptophyta, Magnoliopsida, Lamiales, Lamiaceae.
AUGCGAUUUUGUGGUGCCCGAAUUGUGGUCGGUUUGAGCGAUUUCGACUGUGCAAUUGGCAAUGGGAUGUCCACUUCUUCCCAGCACUCGAGCAGAACGUGGCCGAGGUUUGAGGCAGUGGUCUGUGAUCACGGCCUUGAAGCUGAUGUGGUGACAUCCAAUACGGAUGCCAAUCCCGGACGACGCUUCUAUCGUUGCCAAGUCUGGAAGGAGGACGACUGCAAAUUCUUUCGUUGGAUUGAUCCAUCAUUGUCACCGAAUCUAGAGUACUUCUUCAAAAAAUUGAAGAUUGAUAGGGACAAUGUGCAAAAAGCAUUGAGAGAUAGAGUUGCUAAGCAGGAUGCACUUGACGAGAGCCUCCGUUCCAAAACCGCUGAAGUUGAAGCACUCCAAGGCGUUGUCGCAGAUUUGCAUCGUCGAAACCGGAACCUAAAUGUUGUCAUUUGCAUUUUAUGUAUCGUCAUUUGGCUAUUGUCGUAG